Thamnophis elegans (Western terrestrial garter snake) is the source of this 1213-nucleotide messenger RNA. RefSeq names its product adenylyltransferase and sulfurtransferase MOCS3-like. The record is from RefSeq and is a predicted model, not a curated record. Lineage: Eukaryota; Metazoa; Chordata; Lepidosauria; Squamata; Natricidae. The transcript has 3 exons. Bases 345 to 911 code for a protein of 188 amino acids.
UUGGCUCCUCCUGUUUUUAAGUGUUCAAAGGGCAGAGUGAUUUCAGAUUUCAGGUGGCAAUGUUAACUUUUUACCGUGACUGUGUCUCCUCCCUUUGCAAUCAUGUUUUUUAUGUACUAUUCGUCCAGAGGUCGAAUUCUGAAUGCUUGUAGGGAAAGAGAAGCAAGAGGCAGAAAUGAAACAGGGCAGAGACAGACAAACCACUUAAAACAUAUUUUAUACAUAUAUUGACUAAAGAGGUAAUCUUUGCUAUCAAAAUAGUUUGCAAAUUAUUUUUUUUCCAAGAAUUUUUGCAAAUAAACUUUUAUAGCUAAAAGUUCUUAUUCAGUAAACCUCACAAGCCAAUGGCUGACCAAUUUUUAAAAGACCUUGAAGAUUCGGGUUUGAGGGAGCCCUCUGAAAUGAGACCUUUGGUGAUCAAAUGGAUUGAAGAGCGGUUUCCAGGAGUCGAGUCAAUACCAACACAAACCCUCCAACAGUGGAUGGAAGAUAAACCGGGAGAGCUUCUCCUUCUUGAUACUCGAAGUCCAGCAGAAUUUGAAGUCAGCCACUUGCCGGAAGCAAUCUUAGUUCCUCCUGAAACGGAUGCUGUAAAGGAAAUUUUCAAAGCUUGGUUCCAACAAGAAAAUGAAGGGUAUCAUAGACACAUUGUUUGCUACUGCACUGUGGGCUACCGAUCAUCCAUGACAGCUCAGCUCCUGCGUGACUACUUGUGCUGUGAGACAAAUCAACAUUUCAUUACUUCUUCCAUGAUUUACAAUCUUCAAGGAGGUUUAGUGAAAUGGGCCUCUGAAAAGAGGUGGAUGGUAGACCAAUAUAACAAACCAUCAUCCAAAAUGCAUCCCUAUAAUGAAGUCUGGGCAAAACUCCUAGAGCCAGAGUUCAAGGUGGAGACUAAAGGAAACAUUUAAAGAUGGUCUUGAAACAAAAAUAUUCCAAGCUAGGACAUUAAUUUCAAAACAGCUUAUUUCUCUGAACAUUCAACCUGAAAAAAAAUAUUUUAAGGCCCUUUAAUCAUUCCAAAAGUGGUCCACAAGAUAGCCACAGCUCCAUAAACUUCAGAAUGAAAUAGUUAAAGAAUUGCACCAACAAAUAAUUGGGAAGACUAAACCUCUGGUCCACGUGACUAACCCAGAUAGAAUCCUGCAAUAUUAUCCUGGGACAUGUAUGUUUGCCUUCAUUCAUAAUAAAUUUUCAGCCAAUUUGCCUAUCA